Molecule: messenger RNA, 6299 nt
Organism: Polistes dominula (European paper wasp)
Lineage: Eukaryota; Metazoa; Arthropoda; Insecta; Hymenoptera; Vespidae
Cellular component (GO): plasma membrane
Molecular function (GO): protein binding
Source: RefSeq, a predicted model, not a curated record
GGUUCGUCGGUUUAUCAGUGCGAACCGCGACGUCGACGUGGAAACGUCGUUAACGGCGCCGAGCCAGUUUUCCGGGCCUCCCUCGUCCUUGCUUUAAAACUGGGUCAAUCCCUCGUGCGCGCACCAACCGAACGCCAACCGAACGCCAACCGAACACCAACCGAAAACCAACGAUUUUCAACUACUCCCGCCACGCUCCUACCUUUUUUUCUACCCUACAAAAGCAGAUAGUUUUGCUUUUAUUCGAUUUCAUUGUUCUCCCAAUAAUUAGGGGCUCUUCUUCUUCUUCUUUUUCUUUUUCCUAGUUGGCGCGCAUUUUUUCAACCUUCCCUCUUUGGACCCUUUUUUCCAUGUAGAACGAUUGCUUUAGGUACGCGAAAGGAUAACGAGGAAUCCAAAGAAGAAUGCAUCUCUAACGAAUUUCAAAGAUAAUUGAGUGAUCGUGGGGGAAAAAAAAAAAAGAAAAAGAAAAAAUAAAUUUGGAGAGAAGAAGAGGAGCAGCGGAGGAAGGGGAAGAAGGGGAAGAAGGGGGCAAAAGUUUGACGAAAUGUCAAUUCGUGCCGAGAGUCGUCGGAGCAAGGCUCCGUCUGUUCUUCGGUUUAACGACGUUGCGGAAGGUUGCGGCAAAUUUGUCGGUAUCCCAGACGUCCACUGGCUGAUUUGUUCCUGCGUUCUAAUGGCGACGGCGGUCCUUUCCUGCCGGAGAAGCGAAUUUCAAUGCAACAACGGCCAUUGCGUCCCCCUGAACAAGGUUUGCAACGUCGUCGACGACUGCGGAGACGGAAGCGACGAAGUCCGUCAAUGUUCGCCCUGCAACAAAACGUACUUUGGCGAUGUAGGAAAAACCUACAGUUUGGAAUUGCAUCGACCGAAGGAAGACAAGGUGCCUUACAUUUGCAAACUUACCUUUAGCGCACCCGGCGGUGAUCUCGGGGAUAUAAUACAGCUCAACUUUGACAGCUUUACCCUGGGCAAAUUCGUUUCAUUCACCGCGGAAGGAUGCCCGGACGGAUCGUUGCAAAUCUCGGAAGCGGAACGUCCCGACGUAGGAGGACUUUGGUGCGGCACGACGAGGGAUCCAGCCAUUUACUACAGCGAGACGUCUAGCGUUUCUAUAACUCUCAAACUUCUCCGACUCAGCAAGGAUCAGAAGGCAUUUAAUUUCGAUUUUCGAAUGGCGUACAAAAUGAUCAGAAAAUCCGACGCCGUUGUACGCUACGGAAAUCCUUUCGUAGGAAUGACGCAGGUAACGACAACGACGACAACGACGACGACGACGACGACGACGACGACGACGUCGGCAAUGAUGUCGGCGAUGACUACCACGACAACGGGGAGUAUAGAAAAUAAGCCGACUCCUGAAUACGCUAAUACUUCCAUGGCGAUGCUGAUGGUCGAACAACACGCAGUGAUUCCAACAAAAUCGAGCUCGGAGCAGUACCUCGGGGAUCUUAUCUCUGGCACUUACUGCUCCAGAAUAUUCAGCGACUGCGACCAAAAGAAGUGCAGACUGCAAUCUCCAAACUUUCCUGGUCUUUAUCCGCGUAAUCUCACCUGUUACUAUGCGGUAAGGCAGCAUGAGGUACCGCCGGGAAAAUACGCCUUAAUUUCGGUCGGACAACCAAGAGGUCAAUUGGUUGCCGUAAGGUCCAGACCAGCGACGCAAGCCGAGUCACCGCCACGCGAACUCCACCUCUGGCAAGAUUGCGACGUCAUUCAGGAUUACGUGACGGUCUAUGAUGGUUAUACCACGAGGGAUCCGGUGAUACUGAAAUUUUGCGGUGGCGGAGAACCAGUGCCCGAGGCAACGAGUAGCGGACCAGAAAUUCUCGUCGAGUUCACAACCUCCCCUUACGGUACUUUUCUACAUCCAACACCGCAACGUUCCUUACACGGAUUCCAAUUGGAAGUCCAGGUGAAAUUCGUCGACGUCGAUUCCCCGACCUACGCAAAGAACAAACGUUGCGAAUUUUGGUUGAAAGGUAACAGCGGAGGAGUACUAGAAUCUCCGCGUCAUUCUCUACCGAGAAAUAGUAGCUGCCUUUAUCAUUUACGCGGUGCUGGACCUACUUUGCCCAGUCCUACGCCUCCACGUCCCUUACCAAAAUUCCCAGAGCAACGUCCUGGCACGGUAUGGCGAAGGCCAGCACCGGCUCCACCACAACCACAGUUUCGCGUCUGGUUGUCGAUUUUAAAGUUUCACGUUGGCAUCACCGCAUCUACCGGCACCGACGAGGAUUGUUCGACGACUUUGAUGGUUUGGGACGGAGAAAUGAUGCCCCUUGGGGAAUGCAACGAAGCUUGCGAGAAAGAACGUCAACGGUACAUAGAUAAACUCGGAGAAGCGAAUUCGCAAGUUGCCGCACGUCCCGCAAACAACACGACUCUCCUUGCCAGGUAUUGCAAAGACAAGGUACCAAGAACUUGCGACCAUGCAAUUCUUCAAAACGUCAGUCGUCCUUGUUCCCUCGGAGAAAGCUUCGUAUCCUCCAGCAACAGCUUGACCAUAGAGAUGCGCAUGAUCGAAUCUACCGCUCUGAGGCCCGUCAACUUCCGAGCUCUCUACGAGUUCGUCGAUCUCCAUCAGGAUGGCGAAGCUUACGGCAGCGGACCAUGCUCGCGCGCUUUCUACAGCAGAAAUCGUGACACCUACCCGGAUCGUAGAUUUCAAGGACCUCGCGACAUUUUUCUCUUUGGUCGUGGCGGAUCGAAAAAUCUCAGCUGCGUGUACCGCUUCGAGGGUGAACACGACGAGGUCGUCAAGCUGCGGUUCAACAGACUUCUCAACGGCAACCGAACCUGUCGCAGCGUCUCCUCUUCCGAUUUCAAUCGUCUCCUUUGCAUCGGAUCCGAUAAUUUCUCCCUCAAAGUACUCGAUCUCCCAUGGCCUAACGCACCUGCCGUUCAACGCGAUUGCUUUUGCUCGAAUCGUUCUCUUCCUAUGAACAUUAAAUCGACCUCGAACAUCGUUGAAGUACAUCUGACGGUAACGUCUAUGAACGCUCUGGACGACUACAACAACAUCUUCUUCGAGGGUACUUGGGACUUUGUUAAAACGACUCCGUGUUUGCAAAAGCGUCGCGUAAGAGGACCUUCGGGAGUGAUCAAAUACAGAUGGCCGCUCACCGACGAGGACGAGAGAAACUGCGAGAAGCAGCCUUGGCUGAUCGACCCAUCUCCGGGACAAUAUCUCUACGUGAAAACGCACGGUUCGAUAAUGACGAGUACUGGCAAAAGUCAGUGUUCGACGAAGAAUCGCAUCGUUUUCCACACCGGAGGAAAACUUCGUGCUUCGGUAUGUCCGCAACCGAUAGACGAUUCGAGGCAACAAGUCGUGGAAAUUUUCAGCGAUGGCUGGUCCGUCGGUAGAACCAAUUUUAUCCCAGUACCUGGUCGAGAUCCUGUUAGAACUAUCGCCGUAGAGUUCCUAAUAACCGAGCCAGAAUCAUACGGCGUCACGUGGCUCGAACUUACCAGAAGGCCAGCAAUAACGUCAACGGCAGGACUACAAAUGACUCGAGACUGCGAACAACGAUGUCCGGAAUUGGACGCGUGUAUAAACGCUUCCCUGUGGUGCGACGGAGUCUCCCAUUGUCCCUCGGGCUACGACGAGGCUUUGGCGCAUUGUUCCAUGCUCCUACAAUUACCACCGUUGCAUCUGGCCCUUGGAGUUUUAGCCAUUCUGACAAUCUUCGCGGUGAUCUUCCUUGUCAUAUGGCGAAUUUGCCGACAACGAACCAGCCGUUCGAUAUCCCAGCACCGAUUGAAGAGCAUCUCCUCGGAGACGGCGAUAAUCGAUGGAAAAGAAGUGAUCUGCUGACACAGCGACAGUUCUGUGCGAUACGUCGAAGUCGACCGCGUUACCACCGUGUGACGACGAUCGCCAUCGUCCACCUCCUCGAACCUUUCAAAGAGUCUUUUUCCUUCGAAACAGCUCAUCCGCUGGUGUUAUAUAUCCUUUUCGAUAUAAGACGACUCUUGAAAGUGGCUCGGCUCAGCGCAGCGCGGCGUGGCGCAGCGCGGCGUAACGCGCAGAACUCGAUUAAGCAACCGAGCGAAUCGAACCAACUGACUUUGACGACGACGACGUCGACGACGACUAUCUGCUCGCUCGCUCGCUCGCUCGGAUCGUCAUCGAAACUCUUUGACAGAACGGAUCUCGCGUAUUUCUUUUUCCUCCGUGCGCGAAUGCUUCUGUGUUUCGUAAACGUUUAAAUGUCUUCAAAGAGAAACGACGAGAGAAUACCCAACGCGCUCUUGGAACGAGAUUAUCGAUCCACCAAACUACGACGAGUUUGUCAAACUUUAGCAACGUCGUUUCAAAUUCCAAGUUCUACCAACUGGAGAGACAAACGUUAUACGUUUUAACGUUUACGUUACACCGCGGAGAAUAUUAAAUCGCGAAAAAUGACCGAACUGUUUUAACGAGGACAAUAAGUAAUAAAAUCCUAGUAAUAUCCCACCGUUAUGGUAGUAUAGAUUUUCGCGUAUCAGGACGACGCGACGUCUCGUUGAACCUUACGAGCAUCGAUAACACUUUUCGAUAUCGCCAACUAAUUUUCUUUCUCCUUGAUAACGAUAUAUAAGAAAAAGACAAAAAAAAAAAGUGACUACAUCGUUUGUCAAUUCCUUUAAGCGAUCUUGUUCAGAGGUUCAUCGAUACUCCCACCGGUCGAUCCUUGAUACGUAUAUUCAAAGAAGAAGUAAUUCGAAAAUGAUCCGAGACGUCGAGCACUCUAUACGCGUCUAACGUCCAAACGAACAAGAGAAAAGAGACAAAUCUAUUCUGGCCCUUCGUCGACUAUACUCUGUCUAAUAAAAUAAGAAGAAAAUAAUUGCGAACCGGGACGAAUAAGUUGCAUUCGAUUAGCAAUGAAUUUGUAUAGGACUUUCGGUUCGAGGGGCUGGACGAUACGAUGGUUGGUAGAGAAUCGCGUAGUUUGAAAUGAUGUGAUAAAUAUAUACGAUGCUGUUUUCCUCGAAGCUGUGCUUCGAAAUUAUUGUUACGCCCGAUGAUGCGACGUCGAUGGAAAAUAUAAGGUACAUGGAAAUCCUCUCGGAGUAAUAAUCGAAAAGACGACAUCGGCGUCGUUGUCACGGCUUGUACACCUUGUUCAUAAUUGUAAAUAAUUGAUUAUUGACCUAUUUAUAUAACAGUUGAAAAGGCUACUCGUGCACGCGUUUGCCUCCGUUUGCAAAUGAUUUUCUUGAUUUCCCGCUCACAAACGUUUGAUGCGACGAACGAACGAACGAACGAACGAACGGCAACAUGCCGCUUUACUACUAAUCGAUAAGUAUGAAUCUCGAGGCGAACUGAGAGAAAGGCCAAUUCUUCAAAGGCAGGAAAAAAGAAAAGAUGCACCAAAAGAAUAGAAAUUCGAGCGAAUGAUCCGUCAAAUACAUAUAUACUAUAUGUACUAUACGUAUUUUCAGCUAGCCAAAAUCACCGCCAAUGUUUUCGUCAUUAACGACAAAUCAAAGUUGAUUGGCGAAGGGUCGCGUUAGAAAAAAUAAGAGACGCUUAAAAUAAACGACCCUCCACGACACGUUGAAAGAGGACAAUCUUACGACAUUGGUCGGAACAGUAAGUAUCGUUUUCGAUACUUACAAAAGAAAUCGGUACGUUUUUUAAAUCGUUACUUAUGGCUUCUUUUUCUACUUCUUCGUUCGCUAAUCCCAAAGUAACUAACGAAACUUACGCAAAUCUAUUCGUUUUUAUCAAGAACAAUCCAGAGAACAUAAGACUGAUCGUGUUUCGAGGCACUUAACUUCAGCGUCAAUGAACAUUUCUUUUGUCAUCGUGAAAUAUCAACGAAAAUGUGAUCCUUCAACUGCCACGUAUUCGUAUUCGAUACGUAUGUAUGUACAUACGCGCUAAGUUUUUUAGCCAAAAUUCUUUGAUAUUCAAACCGAGAAAACUCGAGGGGGAAAAAAAGGCCGCAAUCGUCGUGGGCUCUGAGAGUGUAAAGAUUCGUCUCGGCAAAAAAAGAAAAAAAAAGAAAAAAAAGGAAAAAAAAAGAAAAGUACAAAAGUAAGUAGAAAGAAAAAGAAAAGUUGAUUUCAAACGGAGAAACGUAUCGUGCGUCGACGAUGUACAUACAUACAACAACCAACAACAUACAUAGCAACGUUUAUAAGUUUUUUUCGAGACGACGAGCGAGCAUAAUUAACUAACGAAGAAACAGGGUCGCUCGAGUACGAUAAUUUGCGUGCACGCGCGUUAUAUCGCCUUUGUUCUUUCUACUAUACUUACAUUAGGAGCUUUCUCGUUAAAGCUCCACAUCGGCCGAAGAAAGCAG